Closterium sp. NIES-67 is the source of this 695-nucleotide messenger RNA. The record is from the annotation of a GenBank genome assembly. NCBI's taxonomy places the organism in Eukaryota, Viridiplantae, Streptophyta, Zygnematophyceae, Desmidiales, Closteriaceae.
CGCUGCUGGGAAAGUGCAGUUUUGAGUCAUCGGAAAAAUAGACUGUGUACGCCUACUAGCGGCAAUGGUUCCGACUAGCCUGAUAUGCGACAGAAGAUGACGUGGCAAGAAACUACGUACGGCGCACAUACGAAGCGGUUAAUAUGUCAAGUGACACUGUUGCAGCAGAUGACGUCUGCAAGGGAGGCAGCGGUAGGAAAGGCUCUUUCCAGACCGGCAGCUCGGCGCGCAGUCGCUGGAAGAUCCUGGCGCGCGCGCUGCUGGAGGCAUCCGCGGAGAAAGGGGGAACGGGGGAAGCCGCGGCGGGGGACAGGGGGCAGGGGGGAGGCGGGGAUGCGAGGGGGGGCGGAAGGGGAGAGGCUUCCGGAAACUGCGAGGCGGAUGAGCGGGUUUCGCGCCGACCAAUCAGAGGCUUCCACCUGUUCGAAUGCCGACCUGCGGAGGCCUCGAGCGCAGGACCAGGCGCACCCCCACCACUUGCGGAUGGUGGGGCAGCAGCCGCGGGGGAAGCGGAUAGUGCGGGGGCAGCCCCAGGGGAUGCGGAUGGUGUAGGGUCAGGCGCGGGGGAUGCGGAUGGUGCGAGGGCAGGCGCGGGGGAUGCGGAUAGUAUGAGGGCAGGCGCGGGGGAUUUGACCCAGAGAGCAGGUAGAGGCAUGAAAGCGGAGGGAGGGGCAGGCAUGGGCGAUAGAGUGCAA